GAGAGGAAGGGGGCGGAAGCGGGGUAGAACGACUGGGAGGAGCCUUCAUCGAUGCUUCUGUGUUCGAGGCAUCAGGCCUGGGGAGGACCCACAUCAUAGAGACGCGGAGAGAGCGACGGCAGCGGCGACUCGGCGCGCGAGCGGAAGUGGGGGCCGGGGGCAGAGCGGCCCGGCCCGGGGCUUCUCUCGCCUCGCCCCUUGAGCCCCGCCCCCCUUCUCGACCCGGCUCCGGCUUCGGUUCCGGCUCCGUGAGGCGGCUCCCGCGGGGUGCAUGUGAUUUCAGAGUCCUUGCGGACAGAAUGACACGAUGGAUGAUGGGGGCAACCCCUUCCUUCCAGACAGUAUUAUUUACCAGAUCUUCUUGAGCCUGAGCCAUGAAGAUGUGCUAGCUGCAGGGUUGGUGUGCCGCCAGUGGCAGGCAGUAUCUCGAGAUGAGUUCCUGUGGAAGGAGCUGUUUUACCGAUACUACCAGGUGGCCCGAGAUGUUCCUCGUCAUCCAGCUGCUGUCUCCUGGUAUGAGGAGUUUCAGAGACUCUAUGACACCAUUCCCUGUGUGGAAGUACAGACCCUGAGAGAACACACUGAUCAGGUUCUCCACCUCAGCUUUUCACACACAGGAUACCUGUUUGCAUCCUGUUCCAAGGACUGUACUGUAAAGAUCUGGAACAAUGACCUGGCCAUCUCACUUCUGCACAGCUCCAACAUGAGGCCUUACAACUGGAGCUACACCCAAUUUUCCCAGUUCAACCAAGAUGACACACUGCUCCUUGUGUCAGGAGUCUUCCUGGGGCCCCACAACUCUUCAUCAGGAGAGAUUGCUGUCAUCAGCCUGGACAACUUUGCUCUCCUCUCACGAGUCCGAAACAAGCCAUAUGAUGUGUUUGGAUGCUGGCUCAAUGAAACCAACCUGAUCUCUGGGAAUCUACAUCGGAUUGGAGACAUCACAUCCUGCUCUGUGCUUUGGCUCAACAAUGCAUUUCAGGAUGUCGAGUCAGAGAAUGUUAAUGUGGUGAAACGGCUCUUCAAAAUCCAGAACCUUAAUGCCAGCACAAUCCGCACUGUGAUGGUGGCCGACUGCAGUCGCUAUGAUACCCCUGACCUCCUGCUGGAUACUGGACCCCAGCCAGCUUCUGUCGCCACCUCACCUUGCCGGGUUUUUGACCUGGGUAGUGAUAAUGAGGAAGAGGAAGGCUGGGUCCGACCCCCACCUGAGGCCCAGCCCCGUCGGGGCCCCAAGGAAGGGCUCCGGCGCUUCCUAGAUGAUAUUAUGGAGGGCCGGGCACGACCUGUCUUGUCAGAACAGGAGCUGGAGAGCAAAGUUGCGGAGUUUCUGGCCCAAAACCGGACCAAAGCCCCAGAGGCCAGCAGAGAGAACAGCGACAAGAAGAAAUAUUUGAUCUUCACCACUGGCUGCCUCACAUAUUCUCCACACCAGAUAGGAAUUAAGCAGAUCCUGCCUCACCAGAUGACAACAGCAGGGCCAGUGCUGGGAGAGGAGCGACGUUCAGAUGAGUUCUUUGACUCGUUGGAUCAUGUGAUCGACAUCCAUGGACACAUCAUUGGGAUGGGUCUAUCACCUGACCACAGGUACCUGUAUGUCAACAGCCGCUCAUGGCCCAGUGGCUCAGUGGUGUCAGACCCCAUGCAGCCACCACCUAUUGCUGAGGAGAUUGACUUACACGUGUUUGACCUUAAGACUAUGAAGGAAGUGAAGAGGGCUCUCAGGGCCCACCGUGCCUAUACACCCAAUGAUGAGUGCUUCUUCAUCUUCCUUGAUGUCAGCAGGGAUUUUGUUGCCAGUGGUGCAGAAGACCGACAUGGCUAUGUCUGGGACCGACACUACAAUAUCUGCUUAGCCAAGCUCCGGCAUGAGGAUGUGGUCAACUCUGUGGCCUUUAGCCCCCUGGAACAGGAGCUGUUGCUGAGUGCCAGUGAUGAUAAUACCAUUAAAGUAUGGCGGUCACGCACUGUGCGCAUCCACCAAGCCUCCCGUCCACGGCCCCGUCCACUCUUCUUCUCCUGGUUGGGCAGCCAAAAGAGCUGA
Molecule: messenger RNA, 2044 nt
Organism: Dromiciops gliroides (monito del monte)
Lineage: Eukaryota; Metazoa; Chordata; Mammalia; Microbiotheria; Microbiotheriidae
Gene: FBXW5
Product: F-box and WD repeat domain containing 5
Biological process (GO): protein ubiquitination
Cellular component (GO): SCF ubiquitin ligase complex; Cul4-RING E3 ubiquitin ligase complex
Molecular function (GO): protein binding
Source: RefSeq, a predicted model, not a curated record